Molecule: messenger RNA, 1476 nt
Organism: Aspergillus chevalieri
Lineage: Eukaryota; Fungi; Ascomycota; Eurotiomycetes; Eurotiales; Aspergillaceae
Gene: dbp5
Product: ATP-dependent RNA helicase DBP5
Exons: 6
Coding region: 1-1476 (491 amino acids)
Biological process (GO): poly(A)+ mRNA export from nucleus
Cellular component (GO): nucleus; cytoplasmic stress granule
Molecular function (GO): RNA binding; RNA helicase activity; ATP binding
Source: RefSeq, a predicted model, not a curated record
AUGUCCGCUGAGCAGCCUACUGAAGCACCCCCGGCGGGUGGCUCCCUCGCGGACCGCGUCUCGAAGCCUGAGGGCUCGGAACCUGCAGCUCCUGCUGAGAAGAUAGACUGGAGCGAAUCCGUAUCUCCGAACGAUGGAGCUUCGGAAUUGCAGAACGGUUCCAACCUCCAGGAGCCCGAAUACAACGUUGAAGUCAAGCUUAGCGACCUCCAAGACGACCCUAAUAACCCCUUAUACUCCGUGAAGAACUUUUCCGACCUUGGAUUAGAUGAGAACAUCCUCAAGGGACUGUCCGCGAUGAACUUCCGCAAACCAUCGAAGAUCCAAGAAAGAGCCCUCCCGCUGCUUUUGAGCAACCCCCCGAAGAACUUGGUCGGACAGUCGCAGUCGGGUACCGGAAAGACCGCCGCCUUCGUGUUGAAUAUCCUUAGCCGUCUCGACCUCUCGUCGGAGCAAAUGCAAAAGACACCGCAGGCCUUGAUCCUGGCCCCAACUCGUGAAUUGGCUCGUCAGAUCGUCGGUGUCGUUCAGGUUAUGGGACAGUUCCUUACGGGGCUUCUCAUUGGUACGGCCGUUCCUGCAGACUCCAACAGCCGUCCUACGAAAUUGGAAGCCUCUGUGGUCGUUGGCACACCGGGUACCGUUAUGGAUAUGAUCAAGAGACGUACUAUGGUCGCCGCUCGACUCAAGGUUCUUGUUCUUGAUGAGGCCGAUAACAUGCUCGACCAGCAGGGUUUGGGUGACCAGUGUAUUCGUGUCAAGGGUCUGCUGCCCCGAGACGUCCAGGUCGUUCUUUUCUCCGCAACAUUCCCUGCCCACGUUCACCGAUAUGCAUCUAAAUUUGCGCCCUCGGCGAACGAGAUUACACUGCAGCACGAAGAAUUGACCGUCGAGGGUAUUAAGCAACUUUACAUUGACUGCUCGAAUGACGAGGACAAAUACCAGACCCUUGUUAACCUGUAUGGUCUUCUCACCGUGGGUUCUUCUAUUAUUUUCGUCAAGACCCGUGUCUAUGCUUCCGAAAUCGAGAAGCGCAUGAUCCAGGAAGGUCACAGUGUUGCAUCUCUGACCGGUGGUAUCGAGGGUUCGCAGCGUGACGCUGUCAUCGACGAAUUCCGUUCCGGAAAGGCUAAGGUCCUGAUUACGACCAACGUUCUUGCCAGAGGUAUUGAUGUUUCCACCGUCUCCAUGGUUAUCAACUACGAUAUCCCUGAAAUCCACCAGCCCGGAAAGCAGGAGAAGCAGGCGGAUUACCAGACAUACUUGCACCGUAUCGGUCGUACGGGACGUUUCGGCCGUGUCGGUGUGUCGAUCUCGUUUGUGUCCAACCGGGAUGAGUGGAACAUGCUUAUGCAGAUUGGGAAAUAUUUCAACGUGGACAUUCAACGACUCGAUACGACCGAUUGGGAUGAAGUGGAAGAGACUAUUAAGAAGACGAUUCGGAACCCGCGGUCCAACGCGACUUUUGGAAAGUGA